Messenger RNA from Pantherophis guttatus, 2520 nucleotides. Lineage: Eukaryota; Metazoa; Chordata; Lepidosauria; Squamata; Colubridae. The record is from RefSeq and is a predicted model, not a curated record.
AUGGGAACUGAGCCCAGGAGGGGCAUGCGCAUCCCUCCGGCCUCCAUUCUCAUUGACAAAGGACUUGAGGAAACCUUUGCCGACAAGAACGGAGGCCUGGAGGGAUGCUUGAAGCACCGAACAGGCCAAGAAACUGAAGGCUCACUAGAUCUUUGCAAGGGGAACCGAGUCCCCCUCGAGGGCGUGGGCACAUUCCGAGUCACCUACGGAGACUACGAAAGAGACCUGCCACUGACCAUCGUCACGAAGCAGCUUCCCAGCCUUCUCGGCAUGGGGUGGUUCCGAGCCCUCGGCAUGGGCUUCACCGGCGUCCACCAGAUGCUCAAGUCAUCGUUAAAAGACAGUCUCCUGACCAAGUUCCAGGACGUUUUCGGGGACACGUUGGGCAAGUAUGUGGGGACCCCUAUCUCUCUUAAUCUAGACCCCAACGUAGCCCAAAUAAGACUCAAGGCGAGACGGGUGCCCUUUGCAUUGAAACCAAAGAUCGAUGCGGAACUGGACAAAUUAAUUAAACAAGGGAUCUUGGUUCCCGUUGACCACGCAAAAUGGGAAACCCCCAUAGUGACCCCAGUCAAGUCGGACGGCUCAAUUAGAAUUUGUGCCGACUACAAGUGCACGAUCAACAAGGCUUUGCAGCCGAGCGCCUAUCCGGUGCCGAUCGUGCAUCAUCUACUACACUCCCUGGGGCCAGGAAAAAUUUUCGCCAAACUAGACCUGGCCCAGGCCUAUCAACAACUUCCUGUCGAUGAUGCCACGGCUGAGGCACAGACAAUAGUGACCCAUAGGGUUUUGGGGUACAGGGUGGAUGGCACAGGCAUCCACCCUACCGAAAGCAAGGUGAGAGCUAUUAAGAGCGCACCUGCCCCCAAGACCAAAGCAGAGCUCCAAGCCUUCCUUGGACUGCUCAAUUUUUACUCAAUGUUCCUGAAAGACAAGGCUACUGUCGCAGAUCCCCUACACAAGCUAUUGGGGAAGAAUGUACCAUGGGUCUGGGGGAAACCACAAGCAGCCGCAUUUGAGGCUGUAAAGAGACUUCUAUCGGAAGACAGUUUCCUAAUCCAAUACAACGCGGCGCUACCGCUUGUAUUGGUUUGUGACGCCUCCCCCGUAGGAGUUGGUGCCGUCCUAGGCCAUAGACUGCCGAACGGCCUAGAGGCGCCCAUUGUGUUUUACUCUCGCACUCUGUCAAGCGCAGAGCGGAACUAUAGUCAAUUGGACAGAGAGGCUCUGGCUGCAAUUGCGGGGGUUAAAAAGUUCCACGAAUACCUUUAUGGCCGGCAAUUCGAACUUGUGACUGAUCACCGGCCCUUGCUAGGACUUUUGGCAGGCGACAGGCCCACCCCCGCUGCUCUUUCCCCACGUUUGACUAGAUGGGCUAUUUUUCUUUCGGCCUAUUCAUAUCAGCUUGUACAUCGACCCAGACGGACCCUGGGUCACGCGGAUGCCCUCAGCCGCUGCCCCCUACCUGACUUACUGACCAACCCAACACCAGAGGCCUCCGUCCUUCUACUGGACACAUUAACUUUGGGACCUAUUUCCUCUGCCGAAGUGGCAAAAGCCUCAGCCAGGGACCCGAUCAUUCGCACUGUGAUGGGGUGGGUGCUGAAAGGGUGGCCGGUCAAGGUGGACGGGGGGGACUACCAAGGUUUUGUAAACAAACGAAAUGAACUGUUUACGCAAGGUGGUUGUUUGUUGUGGGGUGACAGGGUGGUAGUGCCAACGAAACUACGAAUGAGGGUCUUAGAAUUGCUGCACGAAGGGCAUCCGGGCAUUGUUAGAAUGAAAAGUUUAGCCCGCAGUUACGUAUGGUGGCCCAACAUGGACCAAGUUAUCUCUGAGUGGGUGGGGAAGUGCAGACCCUGCCAGGAGUCUCGCCCCGAUCCCCCGGUAGCGCCCAUCCGAGAGUGGGAGAAACCAAAAGGGCCAUGGGGGAGGAUCCAUAUUGAUUUCGCUGGCCCCUUCCAUGGGCAAACAUUUUUAAUUGUAGUUGAUGCCUUUUCGAAAUGGCUCGAAAUAAUUCUAAUGCCCUCUACCACAGCCGAGGCAGUCAUUAAAGCCCUUCGCAAGCUAUUUGCCACACAUGGCCUACCGGAUACUCUAGUAUCUGACAACGGCCCUCAAUUCACAGCAACCCUAUUCGAGGGUUACUUGGCCGGCCUGGGCAUCCGCCAUGCCCUAUCGGCCCCGUUCCACCCGGCUUCUAACGGAUUGGCCGAACGUUUUGUAAGAACGGCCAAAGAGGCCCUAUCCAGACUAGAUAACGGGGACUGGCAGGCCAGGAUAGACCAAUUCUUAGCUGUCCAGCAUGCCACACCAUGCACAGCCACAGGGAGAAGCCCAGCAGAGCUCCUCAUGGGCAGGAAGCUUCGGUGCGUGUUAGAUAGGCUUCAUCCUAACUACUCGCACGAAAAUUUCAAGGGAGAGACCUCUGGACUAAGACAGUUUCAGGUUGGGUCCCCGGUGUUUGCUCGCAACUAUGCCAGCGGACCACUAUGGGUUGCAGGAACCAUAGUGGGCAUA